Molecule: messenger RNA, 261 nt
Organism: Colletotrichum destructivum
Lineage: Eukaryota; Fungi; Ascomycota; Sordariomycetes; Glomerellales; Glomerellaceae
Exons: 1
Coding region: 1-261 (86 amino acids)
Source: RefSeq, a predicted model, not a curated record
AUGAACGCCAACGACACGCUCCACAGCUCCCCCUCGGCGCCCGUCCCGGCUCCGGCCGUCAGCGUCGUCGCCUCCUCGAUCCUCAUCAUCAUCGCCUCCCUCGUCUUUUUCGUCGGCGCAUUCUGCCUCUUUCAGUGGCUCUCCCACCGACGCGAGCCGCCCGCGGUGGUUUCGAAGUCGCUGACAGCGCGUGCGGCGAGGGGGGGAAGCGCGGGUCAGAGACUAGGCGGCCUCGGGAAGUGGAAGGGAUCGUUUGCUUGA